Molecule: messenger RNA, 856 nt
Organism: Daucus carota subsp. sativus
Lineage: Eukaryota; Viridiplantae; Streptophyta; Magnoliopsida; Apiales; Apiaceae
Product: ethylene-responsive transcription factor ERF011-like
Exons: 2
Coding region: 181-645 (154 amino acids)
Biological process (GO): regulation of DNA-templated transcription
Molecular function (GO): DNA-binding transcription factor activity; DNA binding
Source: RefSeq, a predicted model, not a curated record
GUUGGUGAAGAGGCAAAAGGGUUUUCAGUAGGACAGAUAAUGGAAUCUCCUCCUUAUCUCAUAUUAACUCCCCUUUGUUUUUUCUUCUCCUAGAAUUUAUUUCUCCACAACAACACACCUCCGGUCUCUCUCCUUCAAUUUUUCUAAAUUCUCGAAAAUUUAUUAUUUAUUCAUAUAUUUAUGGAGGGCAGCACCGAUUGUUGUUCAUCAAAUCUCGAUGAUAAAAGAAAGCACUCUAAGCACCAGGAGAACACCAAGAUCUACAGAGGAAUCAGGAUGCGCAAGUGGGGAAAAUGGGUGGCCGAGAUUCGGGAGCCGAAUAAACGGUCUCGGAUUUGGCUCGGCUCGUAUUCGUCCCCGGUUGCGGCGGCUCGGGCGUAUGACACGGCCGUGUUUUACCUCAGAGGCCCCUCGGCUCGGCUUAAUUUUCCCGAGCUGAUAACGGAUGAGCCAGGGGAUCAGCUUCAUGACUUGUCUGCGGCUUCUAUUAGGAAAAAAGCUACUGAGGUUGGAGCUAGGGUUGACGCUCUUCAGGCCUCUCAUCAUGGUUCUAAUGAUUCUUCGAAUGUUUCGAAUUCGGGUAGGGUUUAUCACAAACCUGACUUGAAUGAGUUCCCGAGCCCCGAAUCAUCAGAAGACAACUAGAGCACCUGAACAUGAUAUUCAGGAGAAGUUGCAGGAGUACUGUUUCAUCCAGGGAAUUAUUUAUAUAUUCUUAUUUUUUGUUUGUUUUAGAAGUAUAUUGUGUAAUCCAAAGGGAUUAUAUUACAUAUAUUUGAUGAGGGUACCUCUUGAUUAAAAUUACUCGCCUAAUAAUGUGUAGUUUCUUAUUGUAUGAACUGUUUUUAUUUUUGUA